This is a messenger RNA of Aspergillus versicolor CBS 583.65, 1229 nucleotides long. RefSeq lists its product as uncharacterized. Gene Ontology annotation, molecular function: ureidoglycine aminohydrolase activity. The coding region runs from base 268 to 1113 and encodes 281 amino acids. The record is from RefSeq and is a predicted model, not a curated record. Lineage: Eukaryota; Fungi; Ascomycota; Eurotiomycetes; Eurotiales; Aspergillaceae. The transcript has a single exon.
CACCAGUCUACCAUGAUUCUGGAACGAUUCUUUGUCCAUUAAGCUUCGUAUAAUCUGGAACGGAAAUAAGCUUAUCGCAGUGAAUGACCAUUAAUUAUCUCGGCUAAAGGGCCGUUUGGGGAAUUGGGGAAUUCCGCGCCACUGUGCCCCGCGAACGGCGACAACCGACCAACACAACUCGGCCAGCUCCGACACUCUUCUUUAAGAACAACCCAUUCCUCAACCAGGUUUAUCCAUCCCUCACGUCCGUUCCAGAAAACACGCACCAUGGGAAACGACCAGAAAAUCGGCACCUAUUAUGCCCCAACGGGCGGCCUGCCGCCACAGAGCCAGCUGCUCACAGACCGCGCCAUGUUCACCGAAGCGUAUGCCGUCAUCCCCAAGGGCACUUUCAGCGACAUCGUGACAAGUUUUCUGCCCUUCUGGGACAAGACGCGACUCUGGGUGAUUGCUCGUCCACUGUCAGGCUUUGCCGAGACCUUUUCGCAGUACAUUGUCGAGGUCCAGCCAGGGGGCGGCAGUGACCGUGCUGAACUCGACAACGAGGCCGAGGGAGUGUUAUUUAUUGUCGAAGGACAAGUUACCAUCACCCUGAACGGCGCAUCGCACACGCUCACCGAGGGCGGAUACGCAUUCCUGCCACCAAAUAGUGGCUGGACGCUACGUAACAACGGCUCAACCACGGCUCGCUUCCACUGGAUCCGCAAGGCGUAUGAAUACAUCAAAGGCCUCGAUGCACCCGAACCACUGUUCCUGAACGAAAAGGAGAUCGCGCCCACUCCAAUGCCAAACACCAACGGCACUUGGGCCACCACCCGCUUUGUCGACCCCAGCGAUAUGCGCCACGACAUGCACGUCACCAUCGUCACCUUCAAGCCAGGCGGCGUUAUUCCUUUUGCCGAAACGCAUGUCAUGGAACACGGCCUGUAUGUGUUAGAAGGAAAGGGAGUGUACCGACUCAACCAGGACUGGGUGGAGGUGGAAGCGGGCGACUUCAUGUGGCUACGAGCCUUCUGUCCACAGGCCUGUUACGCCGGUGGGCCUGGUAACUUUCGCUACCUGCUUUACAAGGACGUGAACCGCCACAUGAAGCUCUCACGAUCGAAAAUAUAGCAUCCAUGGAUCAGAUGGGAAACAGCCUUUGAAAACCGGGUUUCACCCGACGAACGUGAGCAAAAUCAAUCCUGUAUUAGUACUACAAUAAACAUAUCUCAAUUACUUCAUUGCAU